Messenger RNA from Ictidomys tridecemlineatus (thirteen-lined ground squirrel), 652 nucleotides. The record is from RefSeq and is a predicted model, not a curated record. Lineage: Eukaryota; Metazoa; Chordata; Mammalia; Rodentia; Sciuridae.
AGCUCCCUGUCCUCCCACAGGGAGAAGCGCUGGGUGACUGUGGGCGACACUUCCCUUCGUAUCUUCAAGUGGGUGCCAGUGGUGGACCCCCAAGAGGAGGAGCGAAGGCGGGCUGGUGGAGGGGCAGAAAGAUCCCGCGGCCGGGACCGCAGGGGGAGGGGAGCCAGUCCCCGUACAGGUGGCCCUCUCAUCCUACUGGAUCUCAAUGAUGAGAACAGCAACCAGAGUUUCCAUUCUGAAGGUUCCCUCCAAAAGGGCACGGAGCCCAGCCCUGGUGGCACCCCUCAGCCCAGCCGCCCUGUUUCACCUGCUGGACCUGCAGAAGGGGUCACAGAGGAAACUCAACCCCCACGACUGGGCCAAGAGAGAGAUCCCGGGGGCACACCUGCAGGCAGCACUGAUGAACCCCCAAUGCUGACCAAGGAGGAGCCUGUUCCAGAAUUGCUGGAAGCUGAGGCCCCCGAAGCUUACCCCGUCUUUGAGCCAGUGCCACCUGUCCCUGAGGCAGCCCAGGGUGACACAGAGGACUCGGAGGGCGCCCCCCCACUCAAGCGCAUCUGCCCAAAUGCCCCUGACCCCUGAGAAGCCGGCCUGCCUGUCCUGUUGUCCCAGGGGCCCCUUUGGCUUUUUACAAAUAAAGACCCUUUUGUAA